GCGGCAUUCUGGCGCGGAGCUGAGCGGCGGCGGUCGCAGCUAGCGGGUCGGGCGCGGAGCGGGGGUGCAGCUCGGUUUCCCCCCGAUACCCCUCCCCCUCAGGCGCGAGCCCCACCCCUCUGCCGGCCAAGCCGACCCCGUCGAACUAUCCCCUGCGGCGCGAGCCCGGGGCGGCUCCGGGCGCCCCCCAGCAGACCCCCCAUCAUGGGCAGCCAGAGCUCCAAGGCUCCCCGGGGCGACGUGACCGCCGAGGAGGCUGCAGGCGCUUCCCCAGCUAAGGCCAACGGACAGGAGAAUGGCCACGUGAAAAGCAAUGGAGACUUAUCCCCCAAGGGUGAAGGGGAGUCGCCCCCCGUGAACGGAACAGAGGAGGCAGCCGGGGCCACUGGCGAUGCCAUCGAGCCAGCACCCCCUAGCCAGGGCGCUGAUGCCAAGGGGGACGCCCCCGCCAAGGAGACCCCCAAGAAGAAGAAGAAGUUCUCUUUCAAGAAGCCUUUCAAAUUGAGUGGCCUGUCCUUCAAGAGAAAUCGGAAGGAGGGUGGGGGUGAUUCGUCUGCCUCCUCACCCACAGAGGAAGAGCAGGAGCAGGGGGAGAUCGGUGCCUGCAGCGAGGAAGGCACUGCCCAGGAAGGGAAGGUUGUUGCCACCCCCGAGAGCCAGGAGCCCCAGGCCAAGGGGGCAGAGGCUAGUGCUGCCUCCAAGGGAGGAGACACAGAAGAAGAGGCAGGGUCCCAGGCCGCCGGCCUGUCCACUCCCUCGGGGCCGGAGAGUGGCCCUACACCUGCCAGCGAGCAGAAUGAGUAGCUGGGUGGGGGCAGGUGGGUGAUCUCUAAGCUGCAAAAACUGUGCUGUCCUUGAGGUCACUGCCUGGACCUGGUGCCCUGGCUGCCUUCCUGUGCCCAGAAAGGAAGGGGCUGUUGCCCCCUCCCAGCCACAUUCCCUUUCCUCUUCUCCCUCUUGUGGAUUCUCCCAUCAUCCACCUGGUCUUCCUCUUAAGGCCAGUUGAAGAUGGUCCCUUGCAGUUUCCCAAGUUAGGUUAGUGAUGUGAAAUGCUCCUGCCCCUGGCCCUACCUCUUUCCCUAUCCCCACCCCUGCAGAAGGCAAUUGCUGGUUUUCUCCCCCAAUUCUUUUCCAAGUAGGUUUUGUUUACUCCCCAAAUCCCUGAGCCAGAUGUGGGGUGCCUACACUCCCAAACCCUGAGUGUCCAGCCUUCCCCGUUGAGUUUGAGUCUCUUGUGCUGUGCCUAGUGGCACCUGGGCUGGGGAAGGAUACUGCCCCUGUCUAGGUUUUUAUAAAUGUCUUACUCAAGUUCAAACCUCCAGCUUGUGAAUCAACUGUGUCUCUUUUCUGACUUGGUAAGCAAGUAUUAGGCUUUGGGGUCGGGGUGGGGAGGUCUGUAAUGUGAAACAACUUCUUGUUGUCUUUUUCCCCCCUCCCAUUGUUGUAAAUAACUUUUAAUGGCCAAACCCCAGAUUUGUACUUUUUUUUUUCUAACUGCUAAAACCAUUCUCUUCCACCUGGUUUUACUGUAACAUUUGGAAAAGGAAUAAAUGUCAUCCCUUUA
Messenger RNA from Rhinolophus ferrumequinum (greater horseshoe bat), 1564 nucleotides. It is a transcript of the gene MARCKSL1, whose product is annotated as MARCKS like 1. Gene Ontology annotation, molecular function: calmodulin binding; actin filament binding. Gene Ontology annotation, cellular component: cytoplasm; plasma membrane. The transcript is spliced from 2 exons. The coding region runs from base 205 to 804 and encodes 199 amino acids. Gene Ontology annotation, biological process: central nervous system development; actin filament organization. Lineage: Eukaryota; Metazoa; Chordata; Mammalia; Chiroptera; Rhinolophidae. The record is from RefSeq and is a predicted model, not a curated record.